UGCCUCUUGCCCUUUCCCAGCUGCGGGUCGGACCGGGCCGAGUCGGACCACUCGGGCGCGGUCCCUGACCAUGGCGUCCCUCUUCAAGAAGAAAACCGUGGAUGAUGUAAUAAAGGAACAGAAUCGAGAAUUACGAGGUACACAGAGAGCUAUAAUCAGAGAUCGAGCAGCUUUAGAGAAACAAGAGAAACAGCUGGAAUUAGAAAUUAAGAAAAUGGCCAAGAUUGGUAACAAAGAAGCUUGCCGGGUUUUAGCCAAACAACUUGUUCAUCUGAGGAAACAGAAAACAAGAACUUUUGCUGUGAGUUCAAAAGUCACAUCUAUGUCCACACAAACAAAAGUGAUGAAUUCCCAGAUGAAGAUGGCUGGAGCAAUGUCUACUACAGCAAAAACAAUGCAGGCAGUUAACAAGAAGAUGGAUCCACAAAAGACAUUACAAACUAUGCAGAAUUUCCAGAAGGAAAAUAUGAAAAUGGAAAUGACUGAAGAAAUGAUCAAUGAUACACUUGAUGACAUCUUUGAUGGCUCUGAUGAUGAAGAAGAAAGUCAAGAUAUUGUAAACCAAGUUCUUGACGAAAUUGGAAUUGAAAUCUCUGGAAAGAUGGCCAAAGCUCCAUCAGCUGCCCGAAGUUUACCAUCUGCCUCUACUUCAAAGGCAACAAUUUCUGAUGAAGAGAUUGAAAGGCAACUCAAAGCUUUAGGAGUAGAUUAGACAACAAAGUCAUAGUAUUUUUGCUUAUUUAAUAUUAUUUAGCAUAAACCAGGCACAGUGCAGAUUCCUUUUACAAAACAAGUUUAUUUUGCAAAAAUGAAGACCAUGAGUGAACAGUUGUUUCCUAACCAACCCAUGGCUAUCUUGAAUCUUUUGCCAAAGAAUGACAAUGAUGCAAAAAUGGGAACAGUUUGGAUUUUAAUUACAACUAUUUAGGAGUGAUGAUGUGUAAAAAGUUGACUUCUUUUCUGCAUGGCAUAAAGAAAUUAUAUUCUUUACUUAGUGUCGGUUUAUGUUCUAAAUCUUUUUACAUUGGAUAUUAAAAUCUUAUUAAUUACCAGUAGGUACCAAUUUAAGAAGACUUGUAUAAACAUUAAAAGUAUAUUAUUAAUUCUGUAUCUGUUGCUUGCCCUUUAUAAGUGCUUAUGUGUUAUGACCGUAGAUGGUUCAGCUGCCAAA
Molecule: messenger RNA, 1171 nt
Organism: Orycteropus afer afer
Lineage: Eukaryota; Metazoa; Chordata; Mammalia; Tubulidentata; Orycteropodidae
Gene: CHMP2B
Product: charged multivesicular body protein 2B
Biological process (GO): late endosome to vacuole transport; endosome transport via multivesicular body sorting pathway; protein transport
Cellular component (GO): ESCRT III complex; multivesicular body
Source: RefSeq, a predicted model, not a curated record